AUGGAAGGAUUUACAAGUUUUUCUAAAUCUGAUGCUAAAGAAGAGUGUGUUGAAGUUGAUUUAACCCAAAUCUCUCUUCGACCCAUUGUUCUUUCUGAUCUUGAUGAUCUUAUGCUGUGGACCAGUGAUGAAAAAGUGGCAAAGUAUUGCACUUGGGAGCCUUAUACAAACAAAGAACAUGGCAUCAACUUCAUCCAAAACAUAGCAAGCAAGUCUCUAUGGUUCAGAGCAAUUUGCCUCCAAGAUCGUGCAAUCGGAUGCAUCGAUCUCCGGUCGUGUUCAGGUAGAUGCAUGGACAAAUCUGCUGAACUUGGCUAUGCUCUGAGCUCUAAGUAUUGGAGCAAAGGAAUUGCAACACUCGUUGUGAGACAAGUGAUUAGAGCGGCAUUUAAAGAGUUUUCAUACUUGGAGAGGCUUGAAUCUCGAGUUGAUGUCGAAAAUGUCGCUUCUCAAAGAGUGUUGGAAAAAGCUGGUUUUCAGAGAGAGGGAAUUCUCAGGAAAUAUCUCUUCAUUAAGGGAAAAAGCAGAAAUAUGGUUAUGUUUAGUGUUUUAUCAGAAGAUUUUCAAGUUUGA
Lathyrus sativus (Indian pea) is the source of this 573-nucleotide messenger RNA. Lineage: Eukaryota; Viridiplantae; Streptophyta; Magnoliopsida; Fabales; Fabaceae. The record is from the annotation of a GenBank genome assembly.